Molecule: messenger RNA, 279 nt
Organism: Tremella mesenterica DSM 1558
Lineage: Eukaryota; Fungi; Basidiomycota; Tremellomycetes; Tremellales; Tremellaceae
Exons: 3
Coding region: 1-279 (92 amino acids)
Biological process (GO): vacuolar proton-transporting V-type ATPase complex assembly
Cellular component (GO): endoplasmic reticulum membrane
Source: RefSeq, a predicted model, not a curated record
AUGGUCAAUCCUGUUUCUUCUGGUAAAAUGGCCCCUCAGAAUGGGAUACAAUCAGCCGUUCUUUGGAAACUCAUACUCUUCGCCAUCCUCAUGGCCGUUGUGCCCAUCGGUACAUACUUUUCCUCUCUACGCUUUCUCUUCGAUGGUUCAACCACAUUCUCCGCUAUCGCCGCUAUAAUAGCUGCCAACAUAGUUCUAGUGGGAUACGUCAUCAUAGCUUUCCGUGAAGAUUCUCAAUUAUCCCACCCUCCCAUACCUCUAGAGAAGAAGUCGAGUUGA